Labeo rohita (rohu) is the source of this 2950-nucleotide messenger RNA. RefSeq names its product collagen, type IX, alpha 1b (gene col9a1b). Lineage: Eukaryota; Metazoa; Chordata; Actinopteri; Cypriniformes; Cyprinidae. Bases 171 to 2939 code for a protein of 922 amino acids. The transcript is spliced from 38 exons. The record is from RefSeq and is a predicted model, not a curated record.
CCUCCUCCAGGACUAAUGAGCAGCAGCAUCAUGUUUGGGGUUGUCAGCUGUUCCUCACCUCACUGGACAGCAGCAAAUCAUGCUCAGUUAGUUUGUUUGGUGCGAUCUGGGUGGGCUCCUUAGAUCAGAUGCCUCCUGUGUGAGACCAACAUCUGUAGGAAUCAGGAAGAAUGAUCUGGAGGGAAGUUUGUCUCUACCUGUUGUGUAAUGUAUUCAAACUAUGCUUUUCCACUGGUCUUCAUGCACACAUCAUGCCAUUUUCCAGUAUGAGUCACCUGCAGACGGACCAAACUCUCUGUCCUCAGACUAAAGAUGGGAAUGGCUUAUUUCCAGGAUUUUACAUAAUGACUCAGUUCAACAUUGCUGAGUUGGCCAGGAGAGGGACGGUGAAGAAGGUGCCUGGAACAACAUCUCAGCAUACUGCAUAUAAGAUUGGCCCUGAGUUCAACUUUAGGAUAAACACCAGAUCUGCGUUUCCCAUGGGGCUUCCUGAGGAACUUGCAUUUUCUGCAACCUAUCGAAUGAGUGGAAAUACACCAAAUAAGAGUUGGAAUUUGUGGCAAAUGCAAGACCUGAAUGGAAAUGAACAGCUUGCAGUCAGACUCAACGGAGAGGCCCUGUCUGUGGAGUUUUCCUACAGAACCCAAGAGAAUAGACUGAUGACAGCUUUAUUCCCUUACCAAACACUCCUCUUCAAUUCUCAGUGGCACAAGAUUUUAUUGCUUGUCAAAAAAGGUUCUGUGAGCCUGAUAACAGACUGUACAGCAACAGAUUCACAGCAGCUGGCACCCAGAGGACAAGUAAACCUAGAUGGAUUCACGCAUAUUGGAAAACUGAAGGACAAUUCAGCAAUAGCUGUGCCGUUUGAGCUUCAGUCAAUGCUGAUCCACUGUAACUUAAACAUCCCGCAGAGAGACACAUGUGGUGACCUUCCUGCAAGGAGAGAGAUAUCCGAGGCAGAGUUUCAGAGGGCUGGAGCCGGCCCUCCAGGUCCUCCAGGUGUGCCUGGGAUAGAUGGCAUUGCUGGCGAGAGAGGUGACCCCGGUGAAGAGGGUUCGGCUGGUCCUGAUGGAGAUCCUGGAAAACCUGGUUCUGCUGGACUUCCUGGAUUGCCUGGAGCUGAUGGAUUGACUGGCCCCAUAGGAGAACCAGGCCUCGAUGGCCCCCAAGGACAAAAGGGAGAACCUGGCAAACCUGGACCAAGAGGAGAGGCGGGUAUUGGACCUGAUGGAGCAAUUGGACCACCAGGACCAGGAGGACUUCCGGGUGAGCUGGGAAAAGUGGGACCCCCUGGAGCCAUGGGUGUGAGAGGGCCGCAGGGACCCCGUGGACCAACAGGCCCCCGUGGUGCUGCCGGGAUGCUGGGCGGAUCAAUGGAACUGUGCCCUAAUGCAUGCCCAGCUGGUGCUCCUGGUCAUCCUGGCUUGCCUGGAAUGAAGGGUCAUAAAGGGGUGAAAGGAGAAGUUGGAGAGCCUGGUAAACAAGGACACAAGGGAGAAGAGGGAGAUCAGGGGGCACCUGGAGAGGUUGGAGCUCAAGGCCCAACUGGACCGCAGGGAAUUCGAGGUGCCACUGGUAUGAUUGGCUCCAAAGGAGAAAUGGGGUCUCGAGGUGUUGAUGGAGACCCAGGUCCUCAGGGUGUUGCAGGGGCCACGGGGGAUCAAGGCCAAAGAGGAGUAGUGGGAGAAGCUGGCCCUAAAGGCGAACAGGGACCUCAAGGGCCAAGAGGCAAUACUGGUCUUCCAGGGCCAAAGGGAGAUGGUGGUUUGCCAGGUGUGGAUGGACGUGAGGGAAUCCCAGGCAUGCCAGGUGCAAAGGGUGCUGGUGGAAAACCUGGAAGCCCUGGGGAAGUUGGCCUUCAAGGAAUUCCUGGUUUACCAGGAAGCCCAGGACCAAAAGGUGGAGCUGGAGAGAAGGGUAGUUCAGGACAACCAGGCCUCAUUGGUACUAUGGGAUCUGCAGGUAAACCGGGUGAGCGUGGAGAACAAGGAGAAGUCGGACCCAUUGGGCCUAUUGGACAGCCUGGAGACCGAGGAGAGCAGGGGCCACCUGGACCGAUGGGAAAACACGGAGCCAGAGGUCCUAAAGGUGACUUGGGCUUGCCUGGACUUCCUGGACCACCGGGCCUGCCAGGAAUAAAAGGUGAUAGGGGUGAAGCAGGCGAACCUGGACCAAAGGGAGAACAGGGAGCUCAAGGUGACGAGGGAACAUCAGGAGACAAAGGAGAAGUUGGUGACUCUGGCCAAACUGGAGCUAAAGGCGAAGUUGGUAACCAGGGGGAUCCGGGUAACAGAGGACCAGAGGGUGCCCGUGGGCAGCCUGGCAUUGAGGGGCCUCCUGGUAGCCCUGGACCACGUGGCAUGCAGGGGAACAGAGGAGCUCCAGGACCUCGUGGCACCCAGGGACCAGCGGGUAAAGAACCAAGCGAUCAACACAUCAGACAAGUGUGCAUGCGCGUUAUGCAGGAGCAGCUGGCCCAGUUGGCUGCCAGUCUGAGGAGACCAGAGUCUGGCGCAGUCGGAUUGCCAGGCAGAGCCGGUCCCCCCGGUCCUCCCGGACCCCCAGGUGACAGCGGCUUUCCUGGGCAUGCUGGUGCAAGAGGACUUCCGGGACUCAAAGGGCCUCCGGGACUUCUGGGUCUCAAAGGCCCGAAAGGCGAGAUGGGAGACAGAGGGGACAGGGGACCUACAGUCCGUGGACCCAAAGGAAUGCCGGGACCUCCUGGACUACCAGGUGAACCUGGAAAACCAGGAUACGGUCAAGAUGGGCGUGAUGGAGAACGGGGUCCACCUGGUGCCUCGGGUCAGCCGGGCGUUCCCGGACCUCCUGGUUCAGCUGGACCACCCGGUUACUGCGAUCCUUCGGCCUGUAAUCUGAGCGCAGGUGCCGUCCAUCAGUCUCUCAAAGACUCUAGCAUGAAAGGACCAGGCGGAAACUAAAAACCUCACUG